Messenger RNA from Myzus persicae (green peach aphid), 2495 nucleotides. RefSeq lists its product as uncharacterized. The coding region runs from base 402 to 2402 and encodes 666 amino acids. Gene Ontology annotation, cellular component: kinetochore. Lineage: Eukaryota; Metazoa; Arthropoda; Insecta; Hemiptera; Aphididae. The transcript is spliced from 15 exons. The record is from RefSeq and is a predicted model, not a curated record.
UUUCAUUUCUUUAUUAUUAUUUAUUUUCAUGUAUCUUUUCUAUUACAACUCUGUAGUCUGUUGUCGUCAGUUUUCAGCUAUCUCACUCAACACUACAUUGUUGUCAUCAGUCGAUUCGCGCCUUUACGUUUGAGUGAUUGACUUUGUUAUUUGAUAGCUGUUGCAGGGUUGGAAGUUGUAACUUUGUAUGUUUCUGUUGGAACUGUGAACCCCAAAUCUGAAUACUCUUUCAACAACUUCAACACUUGAUUUUACUAGGAAAAAACAAUCAUUUUAAUGGUGAAUGUACCAUAUUGCCACAAAAUAACCAUGACAGUCGUGAUUACUACUGCUUAUUUAUCUAGUAUUUAAAUUGUUUUAUUCCAUAUCUGUACCUAUUAUAAAUUGUAGCAAAAUUCACAAUGAGUGGUCAAGAAGAGGAAUAUUACUAUGACCGUAGUAUGUUUUUCAAAGAAUUGUCGCAGAGUAUUGAAAGAAACAAGUUAUCAACUAAUGUAUUAUUUAGUAACUAUCUAAAUGAUUUUAAAGAUAUCGUCCAACAUAAUGGAUUAGUUCAUGAAGAGUUGAAUACUGUUUGUCAAAUAUUGUGUACUGUUGAUUUAAGUGUACAAAAUUUUAGACGAAUACUCUUAACACUAGUACCAGAAGAACCAUCAAUUCCCCAUGAUAUUUGUGAAGAACUUAUAGUUUGGGCUUUGUCAGCUUAUCGGCAAAGUGUUAACGAUGCAACAAAAGCUCAAUACAUAUUAUACUGGUUACUUUACGUGGUUGAAGAAAAAUUAACUAAUAUGGAUAUAAUUGAUAAGUAUUAUAAAGUCUUAUUUCAUCUUUGUAAUUAUCAAAAUUUAAAUUUAUGUCAACCAGUAGCUGGUAUUAUUUAUUGUUUAACAAAAUCUGAUGAUGUUCAAAAAUGGAUGAUAACAUGCUGUAAGAAUAUUAUAGAGAGUUCUAAAUCUGCACCAUAUCUGAACAAAUUACUGACUUUCUUUGAAAGUCCUAAUUUGAUGAACAAUACACGGCAAAAGGGACUUUUUGAUUGUAACAAUGCAUUUUGUAAAGAACUUGCUUGUGGUCUACGUAGCGUAAGGAAAGAAUUAAUGAGUAUAAAUCCACAGUCUACGCACAAUCAACAACUCAUAGAAUAUGAAAGGAAGUCCUCAGAUAAAUUUUAUAAUAAAAUUCAGUUUGUGGACAUUAAUAACAAAUUUGAAUUUCCAAGUACUGAAGAAUUAGCAAAAUCAUUCCUAAAAGAAUGUUCUUCUAAUAACAGUUUGGCACUUUUAGGUAGUGUUAGUGGUUGGUGUAAAUUACUUAUGAACAAUGACAAAGAAUUGAAUUUGCAACAUAGAUUUUCAAAUAAUUUGUAUCAUAGUCUAGAUCAAAUUUUUUUAAGUAAUGAAGUUAAUGUAAAAUCUUCACAAAAAUCAAAAUUCUUACAUGAAAUUUUGGAAUUUCAAAAAUUUGCACAUAGAGGUUUGGCAGCAGUAAAUAUUUUUAUAUUCCAAUACAUAAUCUCAUGGGAUGGUAUAGAAAAUAGUCGUUUAAUGUAUGAACUUUUCGAAUUCUUAACAUUCACUUCAGAAGAAGAAUUAAAAACUCGGUUUUUGGAAAAAUUGUAUGCAAUAUUUAUUACUGGAGAUGAAUUGAUUUAUAGAAUGGUAAUUAAUUCCUUGACUAAUCUUCUUUGUAAUUUGUAUUUUAAUUCAAAACAAACUAGAACAAAUAAAAACUGUACAUUAUUUGGUGAAGAAUUAAGAGAAGAAACAGAAUUUGAAAUAGUAAAAUGUUUGACAAAAUAUAUAUCGCAUUGGUGCUCAAUAUGUAUUUAUAAUUAUCCCCAAGAAGCACCGUUAAAACAUACAGUUUAUACAUUUUUUGAAAAAGUGUCUGUUUUAGAAAAUUUGAAUCCAACUAUAUGGCCUAUUUGGACAAUUAUGCCUCCAAGUGUUUUCUAUAACGGUUUAAUGUCAGUAAAUAUAUACUGGUUAGAUAGAUUGUCCAAACUAAUGCUGAGGCACAUAAAAGUUGAUACUAGCAGAAUUGAGAAUAUAGCAGAAACUCCAUCAAUUUUAAAAAUGUUACAAUUGUUUGACAUGUACAUGGCAGAUUUCUAUAAUGCUCUGCAUACAGGAGUGUUGUUUGAUAAACGUGAAGAAGGAUUUAUUUUUAAAUAUUUGAAUCAAGAAGAAGUUGAAAAAGAUUUUAAAAUAGUGAAUUUAAAUGUAUGCUUUCAAAUGGAAAAACAUAUUGCUCUAGCUCCAUAUUAUAUGAAUGCUGAACACACAGUGGAGGAUCCGUUGGAGGAUUUACUUCGGACAGAAGCUCCAAAUUUACACAUGCUAAUUUUUAUGUUGAAUCAAAAUUUGCAGAAUGAUACUGGAACUGACGUUUCAACAUGUUAAUUUAUUUUUAUACUAUGAAUAACAAAUAUUUAAGCAAUAUUGGUUGUCAGUAUUUUGAUUAAUUUUUUUAUAACAAUCAUUCACAAAAAUUAA